AGUGGUAAACACAACUGAUACUGGUAAAUAUUUUACUUUUAUGAUUGCGUUUCCGAGUUAGAAUCGACGUUAAAUCGACGAAGUUAAUCUCUGCGAAAUGGCCGAAACCCCUUUGAGUUUGGGCGAGAAGACAUUUAUUAUUCAUGGAGUUGAUCUUGACUUCAGAAAUGAUGGUCGAUCCAGGUAUCAGUAUCGCCCUAUCGAGAUCGAAACCAAGCUGAUGAAGCAUACCCAUGGGUCAGCGAGAUUACGUAUAGGCAAUAUUACAGAUGUAUUAGUUGGCGUAAAACUUGAAAUUGACACACCGUAUGCUGAAAGGCCAGAGGAAGGCAAAUUGGAAUUUUUCGUAGACUGUUCUGCUAAUGCUACACCGGCAUUCGAAGGAAAAGGUGGGGACGAUUUGGCAACUGAAAUUAGCAACGUCCUUUCUAUGGCCUAUCAGACACCAAACGCCUUCGAUUUGAAGCAGCUGUGUAUAAUACCUCAUCAGAAAUGUUGGAAAAUGUACGUGGACAUUUUGAUCCUUCAAUGCGGUGGAAAUCUAUUUGACGCUGUUGGUGCUGCGGUGAAGGCGGCAUUGUAUAAUACUGAAAUUCCAAGGGUGAUCACAGCCACUCUCGAUGGUGGCGAACCAGAUAUUCAGGUGUCAGACGAUCCUUACGACUGUAUUAAACUAGACGUCACAAAUUAUCCAGUGGUAUUAACAGUAUGUAAGAUUGGUGACAACUUCGUGAUAGAUCCAACGUCGGAAGAAGAAUCUUGCAGUACCGCUAGUAUCCUUAUGUCCGUGAUGCCGAACGGCAAGGUGACGUCUGUAGUCAAGCUGGGAUACGGCAGCUUGUUGCCUAGUACCUUGAUUAAGAUGUUGCAGACUGGAAAGGAUAUCAGUUUCAAGCUAAACGAAGCUCUUAUGAAAGGACUGGAAGAGGAAAACAAGCUCGGCCAAACGAAGCCCAUAUUUGGAUUUCUUAGAUAACAUUGCGCGAUACGUUGUUAUGGAUUUUAAAAGAUACAAAUAUAUUUUUUUCAAAUUCUUAGUUAUGUGGACUCGUUAGACUGCACAGUACUCCUCGCUAUUUGGUUAUAACUUAUGUUUGGUUAACGUUACGACGCGACGUUUCUCAAACUCUAACAGAGCAUUUUUGAUACUUGUAAAAUUUGAAGAUUGCAAUGAGAAUAAGAUUGUAAAAUGAAGUAUCAAUAGUAUAGUUUCAAUAGCAUUUGACUAUAUAACAAUAUUUAAUUUAAUUGUGUAAAUUGUGUGUGUGUGUGUGUGUGUGUGUGUGUGUGUGUGUGUGUGUGUAUGUGCGUGCAACUUUGCAGAGCGUAUGAGUUUGAAAAUCAUUACUUUGAAAGAAAAUUCUCAUAAGGCGACAUGAAAGGUAUGUGUAUGUAUAAUGAUAAAGUAAUCAAAUAAACGGUACCAGAGUCGUAUGUGUAUAGGUUUCAACACACACAUACACACACACAUACAUACACUAUAUACUAUUAUUUUUUAAUAAUAAUUGUCCCGUCUUCUAAUUCGGGCAAGAGUACAUAAAAAUCUUUUAAAACUUCAAUAAUUUCGAACUCUUCAGUAGAAGUUCAACAUCGUUCAUUUAUCGACUCUGUAUGGCAUUUUCUUCCUUUCUUUUUAUUCUUUUUAUAUGUAAAACUCGCGUCGCGCUUUGCGUAUUCAACUCGAGACGUAUUCUACAAUUCGUACUUUAUUUAUUAACACUGACCUCCGCUCGCUUCGAUUAUAUCUUCACAGGCGGAUUAUUGAAGGUUCGAUAAUCAAAGUCGAUAAAUGAUACGCGUGCACACGCGCGCGAUGAAGUCGGCUCCAGUGAAUAUACUUAAAUUAACAUGUUUCUCGUCCACAAGAAUUAACAUUGAGAAAAAUAAUUUCUGACGCGAUUAUUUCAAUAGCACUCUGUUUUACAGUAGGAUAUUCUUACUGUCGUAUAAAUAUCCUCCAUGAAGUCAGUUCGUUAUAUAAUAUGGGCAGGGAAGCAGGAAAAUUCGCACGAAGCUCGAGCUGUGAUAACGAAAUCCGUUGUUUCAUUUCUUCUCUCAUAUUUUUUUUCAACGAUUCCUUAAAUAGAGUGGCUAUUACAAUGAUUAUGUUGAAAGUAGUGCUGAAAGUAGUGAAAGAUAUCUUUUCUUUUAGUUUCUUAUAAAUAUUCUGUUCUUAUACACAGUAGCGUUUUUCUUCCUCUUACGGAUUUGUUAAUAGUUUGUACAGAGGUCCUAGCAUAAGUAAUUCUUACAAGAUAAUAGAAUCGUUCUCUAAUGUGUAAUCGUAUGUGUAGUUACAAGUUCGUUAACGCGUAUGUAUAUAUAUAUAUAUAUAUAUAUAGAUCGAAAAUCGGACGUCCGAUUUUAGCAGCGGUGACAUCGUCGAGCGACAUGUAGGAACCUCCCUUUCACACACACAUUCUCUCUCUUUCUCUCCAACUCUUUUUCGUAAUUUGAAAACAAUUGAACUUGACGAGGACCGAAGAUCGCAUUUUUGCAUGGCUAUCGACGCGAAAUCAAUUUCUCGCAUGUAAAACAACGUUAGACAUACGAAUGCAUUUGUUAUUGCGUCACGCAGCGUAUUUAAGUCAGAAACUCUGAUUACCAUAAGUAAAUUAUAAAACGCCAGUCAAUUUGUAUGAACAAGAAAUUUUUUUUAAUUAGAUAUCG
Molecule: messenger RNA, 2670 nt
Organism: Trachymyrmex cornetzi
Lineage: Eukaryota; Metazoa; Arthropoda; Insecta; Hymenoptera; Formicidae
Gene: Rrp42
Product: exosome complex component Rrp42
Exons: 6
Coding region: 98-976 (292 amino acids)
Biological process (GO): nuclear-transcribed mRNA catabolic process, deadenylation-dependent decay; nuclear mRNA surveillance; U5 snRNA 3'-end processing
Cellular component (GO): cytoplasmic exosome (RNase complex); nuclear exosome (RNase complex)
Molecular function (GO): mRNA 3'-UTR AU-rich region binding
Source: RefSeq, a predicted model, not a curated record